UAAGGAUGUUCACAGUAACUGGCCACGAAGGGCUUCCAAUUUCAUUAUUUAUGUAUCCGUUCCUCACCUACAACGAUUAAUACCCGAUUCCCAUCCACCCGACCCUCUUAAGAAAAAUAAUAGACGCUUACAACAAGUCGUCCACCGUAGGUCUGAAUGCCUAACUGGUGACUAUCACAAGUUGUGGCCCGAUACGCUUCUAUAUUCUUUAACCUUUGAUGAAUUUUCACCAGUAAACCUGUCAGAAAAGCAAGCUUUAAGCGAGCCUUUCCUUCCACUUGUUUCAAGACGU
Messenger RNA from Racocetra persica, 292 nucleotides. Lineage: Eukaryota; Fungi; Glomeromycota; Glomeromycetes; Diversisporales; Gigasporaceae. The record is from the annotation of a GenBank genome assembly.